AUGAAAGCUAUCAAAAAUUUUCAUUUAGAUACUGUCGCAACCGACAUUCGUCGUAAUCUGUCCUCAAUAAAUUCUAUGGGUAAGUUGUUUUAUUUAAACAAUGAUACCAAGCAUUUGACUAAAUUGCUUACGGCGGAACGCGGGGUGUGUGAUUCUCUAAGUACUCUUACAUAUGAACAAAAUGAAACUGCAAAAUAUCUUAGUAUUUGGGGGAAAAGCGAAGGUGCCGAUUUAAGUGAUAUUACCGAGAAAUUAGCUAUUUUAAUUGCAAAGUUGUCGGAAUCCGAAGGUACUCUUGCAAAACGUUACGCUCAGUAUCGUGGACAUUUAAAAGAUAUUCGUUCACGUGAAGAAACAAUGAGAGAGCAGCGACUCAAGAAGGAAUCACUUUGGAAUAAAAUCGAAAAAGAAGAGCGAAAGGCUUCCCAUUCAAAACGUCCCGAAGUUGCUGAACAAAAGCUUAAAGAUUUUCAGAAGGAAUUGGAAAAGGUCGAUAGAGAAUCGCUUGAAGCAGAUUUUAAACGUCAAAAAUUACAAACAGCAUUAUUACUUCAAUUAGACGCUUUUCUUGAGUUUGGUGAAAAGUUGAUAAUAAUAGCUAAUAAUAGUAAGGACAUUGUUGAACAGAUUUCAACGGAAACAACUACACCUGGCGAGUCCAGGAAGACAUAUACAGGUUAUGAGAAAACAUCACAGGCUAUUUCGAAUGCUACUGUAGCACUUUCCACAUGGACUCCUAAACCUCGGUUAAAUGAUUCAAUUCCGAUCAGUACUACAACAACAACUUCGGAUAUAGACCUAUCCUCAUCUAUCCCACCAUCUGGACUUAUUGUGCCUACACCACCUACUCUCGACUCUUCAAUUCGAAACUCUACAAGUGGAUCUCCUUUAACUGAUGAUGAUUCAAAUGAAGCAGACCAUAGUGAUUUGGAUCAUUCUGAAAUAGAAACAGAAAGUCCUAGAUAUAAAGGUGCUCAAUCAACCGAAAUCAAACAAGAUUUCAAAGGAACGUCAAUAAUAGAUAAUGAAAAAAAUGAAAAUGAAUCUGAACCUGAUGUUUUUUCAUCAAUCCCAAGACCUCCCACACCACCUAAAGUCAAAAUUGUAUCGACCGAUGAUUCGGAACAGGAAAAACCGCCUUCAAUAAGGGAACCAACUAUUAAUGAAAAUAAUGAAAAUAAUCAAACACUGUCACAAGAAUCAGCUGAAAACUCUCAUGAAAAACUUGCAAUACCUUCAGCUACAAAAACCAAACCACAUAAACAAAAAGAUUUGAAAUAUGUACACUUUAGUGACGUUGAAGACGAAAUUCCAUAA
Funneliformis geosporum is the source of this 1317-nucleotide messenger RNA. The record is from the annotation of a GenBank genome assembly. Lineage: Eukaryota; Fungi; Glomeromycota; Glomeromycetes; Glomerales; Glomeraceae.